AUGGCUCUUUUAUUACCAAGUAAUCUAAAGAAUGCAUUAUAUACCUUAUCAAAUAAAUGCGUUAUUUCUAAAACAAUAAACAUCAAUCCCCUACGAUAUCUCAUUCUUCGAAAUACGCAUUCUCGAUUCUCAUCAACCACCACAUCUUCAUCGAUCCCACUUCGCCCAUUACCACCACCUAAACCUUCCCGACAUUUUAAAAAACCCCAUAGAGAACAAGAACCAACAAAAAAUAAUGAUUACGACUACGACACCUACACAAAAAACCUAAACGCCAAAAUACUAUCGCUUCCCGAAGUAAAAUCACUUUUAGCCCACCCGGAAUUCGUACAAACUCGCGGCUUCUCAUCGCUAAACGAGCAAACACAUUACCACCCUUUCACCGCGAGAACUUUAAUGGGCCCAGGCAAGUUUGCGGUGUCACCAAUCGUUUUUUUAAAUUUGCAAACUAGAGAGUUGGUCGGGUUCCAGCAUAUUGGUAGGGAUUUGAGUGGACAUGAGGGAAUUGCGCAUGGUGGAUUGUUAGCUACUGUGGCAGAUGAGAUGUUUGCGAGAUUGGUAAUUCCAUGUUUCCCAGAAAAAAACGCAGCAACAGUUUAUCUCAACAUAAAUUACCGUGCUCCAUGUCCUUCCGACGCAAUUAUUAAAUGCUACGUCAAAAUCGCUGAUUUGGAGGGUCGUAAAGCUUUUGUCGAAGGAAGAAUUGAAACUAUAGAAGAUGAUGAUAAUGACAAUAUUAAUAAUAUUGUGGUUGUUGACGCUAAUGGAUUAUUUGUGAGUAUAAAAAAAAUAGAGACAAAUAGAAAAUUUGCAACUUAA
Molecule: messenger RNA, 819 nt
Organism: Ambispora gerdemannii
Lineage: Eukaryota; Fungi; Glomeromycota; Glomeromycetes; Archaeosporales; Ambisporaceae
Source: the annotation of a GenBank genome assembly